AUGAAAGAAUGUGCUGGAUCACAGGCAAAAUUUCCUGACAAAACUUCAAGUAAUAAAUCGUCUGAUGAUUAUGUCGGCGAUGAAGAUGAACAAAUGGAAAUCUAUUACUAUAAGAGGACAUGGAUGAAAGACAAAUACGAUCAGGUCUUCACCGAAAAAGUCAUUUCACUGAAUGACAAGGAUCAGCAAAAAUAUGUCACCCCAAAAGCUAACGGUGUGUUUGAGAGCACAGACACUCUCAGGUACUUUGAAAACAAGAAGAUUCGUUACCUUUGGAGCGACCGAACCGUUAAGUUUGAGAAAAUCUAUGGUUUGGAUAGAGAUAUCCUAUUCUCGGAUUUGACUCAACAUAAGGGACUCACAGAUGAACAACAGUUUCAAAGAACUAUUCUGUUUGGAGAGAAUAAGAUUGAAAUCAAAGUCCAGUCUUUGUUCGCAAUCCUAUACCAAGAAGUGUUGAGUCCUUUCUAUGUCUUCCAAUUGGCGGCAAUCAUAUUGUGGUGUUUGGAUGAGUACUACUAUUACGGAAGUUUCAUUCUUGCCAUGUCUUUGGGAUCCCUUAUGUCGAGUACAUUUCAAAUCCGUAGAAAUCAGAUAAAACUUCGCCAAACAGUGGGCGGAGAGGCUAUGAUUGAGGUCUGGAAAGGAGGCGACAAUUAUCAAACACAAGUGUCCAACCAUUUAGCGCCUGGAGAUGUCAUAGUAUUGCCAUCAAGUGGUUUUGAGAUGGUUUGCGAUGUCGUACUCCUUAGCGGUAACGCCAUUGUCGACGAAAGUAUGUUAACGGGAGAGAGUGUUCCGGUCAUGAAAUCAGCCCUUCCGGUCGGUCACACGGACUUCAAUCGCAAGCAUCACUUCAAACACAUUAUAUUCAGCGGCACUAAAGUAAUCCAAACUCGAUAUUACGGACACGAAAAAGUCAAAGCAGUUGUCAUUCGCACCAGUUUUCAGACGGCGAAGGGAGAGCUCGUCCGGUCCAUCCUUUUCCCAAAACCUGUUGACUUUAAAUUCAAUCGACACAUCAUUCAGUUCAUUAUGAUUAUGCUUUGUAUAGCCAUCAGUGGUUUUAUCUAUACAUUUGUCAUCAAAGUCCAGAGGGGAGACUCCAUCGGAGAUAUCAUUAUCAAAGCUCUCGACUUAAUUACUAUAGCCGUUCCGCCCGAACUACCGGCCUCUCUGACAAUCGCCAGUAUUUUUGUGGACAAUAGGUUGAGAGCGAAGCAAAUCUACUGCAUGUCUCCCAAAUCCAUUAAUAUGGCCGGUUGUGUGGACUGUAUUUGUUUCGACAAAACCGGAACACUUACAGAGGAUGAGCUUAGUUUAGCCGAAGUUUUGCCCACAGAUCUUAAGAGCAAACACUUCGCAGAACCCAUUAUUAGUAUUGAUGAACAAGAGGUAUCUCCUCUAUUGAUCUGUUUGGCCAGUUGUCACUCAUUGACAAUAUUGGACUCCAAUAUAAUCGGCGAUCCGUUGGAUAUAAAAAUGUUUGAAUCGACAAAAUGGGUGUUAGAAGAGCCGGAAGUGAAAGACUCUAAUAAAUAUGAUUUAUUGGCGCCGACUAUAGUGAAACCGGCAAAUGUGUCGGGUGUAGAGGGACCACAGGUGGGCAUUUUGCGACAGUUCCCCUUUUCAUCCAAUUUAAGCCGAAUGUCUGUUAUAACCAGACUAUUAGGAGGGGACUCAUUCGAGCUCUACGUUAAGGGCGCACCGGAAGUAAUCGCAACGCUAUGUGAUGUAAAUUCAAUUCCCAAAGAUUUUGACCGAAAGUUGAAUGAAUACACAGAGAAGAGCUAUAGAGUGCUGGCUGUGGCCUAUCGACCACUUUUGAACAUGAAUUACAAGUCCGUCCAACGGGCAGAACGAGAAGAGUUGGAAACUGAUCUCAUUUUCUUGGGAUUAGUUGUUAUGAAAAAUAAUCUGAAGGAUAAGACCGUAGAAACUAUCGAUGACUUAAACAGCGAGGGAAUGCCUAAACUGGAGGCCAAAUACCGAGAAACUAUUCUUUGCGGAACAGUAUUCGCGCGAAUGUCACCCGAAAACAAACAACAACUCAUAGAAUUGCUGCAGAAAUAUGGAUACAUCGUCUCAAUGACAGGUGACGGCGCUAAUGAUGUGGGAGCUAUGAAAGCAUCCAAUUGUGGCUUUGGCCGAAACGGAGGCGUCGGUGGCCGCUCCUUUCACGUCAAAGACCCCAAACAUCUCUUGUGUCCCUAUUUUGCUUCGGGAGGGCAGGGCUUCGUUGGUGUCGGUGUUCGGAUCGGUCGAACGGAUGCCUAUCACAAGUUGUCACCCUUUAAGCCGCCGACAUCUCUCAUCAGUUUGACUCAAUUGUCGUCAAUCUUAUCGCAUAUACUACUUGUGCUGAUCUUCCAAAUGGCAGCCGUUGUCCUCCUUUGGCAACAGAGUUGGUAUCAACCACACCAUCCAGACGAGGAACUCGACUACAAGUCUCACGACAAUUAUGCCGUCUUCACGAUCCAAGUCUUCCAAUACAUUACUCUCGCAGUUGUCUUCUCGAAGGGAAGUCCUUAUAGGAAACGAUUCUAUACUAACAUACUAUUCCUGAUCUCCCUUAUUGUGACCACUGUUAUAACCCUCUGGAUCUGUAUAGCACCGGACAGGCCUAACAAUGGGAUCGCAGACUUUUUUGAAAUUGAAACGAAAGACUUUACGUAUGAAUUCCGUAUGAUUUUAAUCGGUCUCUGUUUCUGUCACUUGAUUUUAGCUCUAAUUCUUGAGGAGUAUAUAAUUGGGAAACUAAUCGCAGAGAAAUUGGUUGGACUCACGAAGGAAACCAAAUAUAUGAAAAUACAAAAGCAAUGUCUGGACACCGAUUGGAUCAUCAGUGGUUUGGUGUCACUGUCCGCCCAACACCUGUCCGGAGCCCCAGUUAUAUCGUCCGCCCCUUUGCUGGUUCUGGUCAUUGGGUCGUUGGGGAGGGGGUUGAAAGCCUCCGUGAACUGA
Oppiella nova is the source of this 2964-nucleotide messenger RNA. Lineage: Eukaryota; Metazoa; Arthropoda; Arachnida; Sarcoptiformes; Oppiidae. The record is from the annotation of a GenBank genome assembly.